This is a messenger RNA of Miniopterus natalensis, 4283 nucleotides long. NCBI's taxonomy places the organism in Eukaryota, Metazoa, Chordata, Mammalia, Chiroptera, Miniopteridae. The record is from RefSeq and is a predicted model, not a curated record.
CAGCUUAAAAUAAAUUGGCAGAUUGUGCCAUAUGAACGAAGUUGUAAUAGUGUAGUUGGAAGUUCUGGGUCCAUAAAUUUAAGAAGGUGCUUGCGUUUUUUGCAUUUGGAAAACAAAACAAUGAUUUUUCAAACUCCCUUCACCAACCUAGGCAACAUUUAUGUAUUGGGGAAUAGGGAAAAGAUGAGCAUAAAGUUGGACCAUUCACCAAUCCUGACUAGGCUCGGUGACUUUUUUAUACUUAACCAAAGGAUGGAAUAAAUUUGAAAAAAAAAAUCCUCAAUAAAUUAUUAAUUUGAUAAUUCAACAAAAUAAUCCAGGCAAAUGAGUAGUGACUGUAGAUUGAGAAGUUUUAAUAGAAAUAAAUAAUUGGAAUGCAGGGUUUAUUAAAUUAAUAUUUACUCUGGACAACACUUGUCCAUUUGCUUUAGGGGGUAUUGAAAAACCAUAAAUGGACUCUAGUUGAUGUAUAACCUGUAAAUAUAAACACUAACACGCUUGGAACAAUGGUGAAGACUAAGUAAAAGGGAUAGGUACUGAAUUGUGUGUGAGAGAUUUAGACUAAAUACCUCGUAAUUUAAAAAAUAGGUGAAUGGGUAGAUAGGAAGGUUUUAGGGGACAGAAACACUUGCCAGGGCAGACCCCUGAAGUGGUAAGAAGCAUGAUCUGUUUGCAGGGAAGUGACACUGAUCUUACUAGAGCAGGGGAGUACUGGCUAGGUAAAGUGGGUUCAGGCUAUGGAAGACCUAGAAAGCCGAGCAGAAUAAUUUUAAGUCAGUGUGAUUGGACAUCCUUUCCACCCCAACCCCCAGUAGACCUGAGGAAUCACAGGAAUAUGGACCAGUGUGAUGACCUAAGGGAUGGAAAGAAACCAUGGGUUAUGAAAAUCAUGUUUAAAGGAUGAAUGGAUAGGACUUGGUAAACUGAAUAGUCCAUGGACAGUGAGAUAGAAGGAUGCCCAGUUUUCAAAUCCCAAGCGCCCGAGACAAUAAGUGUGGCAUGCGGAAGUGAGGGAAAAUUGAUUUACAAUGUUGGAUUUUACUUGAUAAAGAGAUAUUCAAAUGCCAAUUAUUAAGUAAGUAGAAAAUACAGUGUUUGGUGGAACCUAACAGGUCUCUGAUAAUAUUUUGUGAAUAUCUUUCGAUUAAAUAACUUAGAGAUCCCUUCACCUUCUGGGUCCCAGGUCUUUUAGGUAAUUUUGUUUUGUCCAAAUUAUUUACUACCAUACAAAGUUACCAUGGUAUACUUGGACUAAAUUUUUUUUAUUUUUUCUAUAACUUGGCAAAUGACAUUUUAAAAUUUAGGGCAAUGAACUUUACUGCUUUCUUAAUAUGCAGAGGGAGGGGGGAAAAGCUUUUUGUUUGCAUAUACUAAAAGACCUUAAAAUCAUGUUUUUUUUAAAGAAGCCUUCCAUCAUUAUUCAAUAGUUAGGAACAAGACCUAUCAAAAAGCUUGGUCAUCACCUUCAGAUCCUGUAUGUUUUGAAGUGGAUGCUUCUCAUGGAAAAUUAGAAAACAUGUCAGAAGCGGAUGUCAUGAAUUUCACCAGUCUUUCUCAAGACUUAACUCACUCAGAUUCUCCCUUCUAUAUGGAAACCGGCAGCACUACUUCAGACUUGCCUCAGAAUGAAAUAAAGAAUGUAAAAAGGGAAAAUGAGCCUAAAUUCACACUUUCUGAAGAAAUGUGUAGCACACUAGAUGAUUUGUUAGGUGAUGUCAACAGUGGAAAUUAUUCACGGGAUGUGCUAACUCGACCAAUUGACACCAGCGUUUCUGCCUUCAGACAAUUUAAACCCAUUUUCAAAUAUCAUCAGACAAAAGCAUAUAAUGAUGAAAUAACAUUUCAAAAUCUGACAGGUGGCUUACCUUACAUAGAGAAGCCAGAAUUGCAAAGUCACGUAUAUAAUUAUGCAAAAGACAACAAUAUAAUGGAAGAUUCAUUUAAGGAGGAAAAUCCAGUGGGAACCAACACUUCCACAAAUGAAGACCAAAUUGUUCAUGAAUGUCUCGGGCAACCUCCUAGAAGCCCACCUGUAAUCCACUGCAAAAACGAGACCCUGAAAUUCACGGAAAUGUCACUAACUGAAAAUACUGCCAAUGAAUCUACCUUCAACUCUAGUCAAUCUGAAAGUUUCUUGUGUAAGGAAUAUUAUGUACACAAUGAUGUUGAAAAACCAUUUUAUAAAGAAAAUAGCUUUAACCUGUAUGACCUGAGAGCUAAUUAUAAAACAAAGGCGGUUGCAGUUUCUUCAAAAGGGAUACAGAAUUCUUGGGAGAUUCCUGAAAUGUCAGUCAGUCACCAAAAUGAAGUCACAGUGGAGGACGUGGAGAGUCCAGGGAUUGUGUCAGCUUGUUCUCCUGCAGGCAUUUCUUGGAGUGGUGGAGCAUCUUGGGAGGACAAGACAUGUGACACAGAGCAAGACUGGGAAAGCUUACAACCUCUGGAAGAGGAUAUGGCUUUAAAUGAAGUCGUACAGAAAUUAAAACGUACUAACAAAAAGCAGCGAACUGUAAUCCAGAACUUGGAAUGUGCUAACAUGUCUUUAGAGAAGAAGCUUAAAGAGCUGCAGGUGCCAACUAACAAGCAGCUAGUGUUCGCUGACAUCAUAAAUAAGCUAAAGGAGAACAUGGAAGCAUUAAUUGAAGACAAAUACAAAGUAAUGAUAGAGAAGAACGAAACUGACAAGACAUUGCAGGAUUUCCAUGAUAUUUUAACUAACACCCAGAAACACCUUCAGGAGUCUAGGAAAGAAAAGGAAACCUUACAGGUAGAGCUUAAGAGGAUCAAGGGAAAUUAUGUUUGUCUGCAAGAAAGGUACAUAACUGAAAUGCAAAAAAAAGACAAAAUUGUUAGUCAGUACAGAGAGAUGGGCAAAGUCUUAAGCAAGAAAGAAGAAGAGGUAGAGAGGCUGCAGCAACUCAAAGGAGAAUUGGAAAACGCCACCACUUCUGCUUUGGACUUACUGAAAAGUGAAAAAGAGACCCGAGAGCAAGAGUUCCUCUCUUUACAGGAAGAAUUUCAGAAACGUGAAAAGGAAAACCUGGAAGAAAGACAAAAACUGAAAUGUAGACUUGAGAAGUUGAUAGCUCAGUUUAAAAAUGUGCAAUUCAUAUCUGAAAGUGAAAGGGCUAAAAAUACAAAACUUCAGCAGCAGAUCAAUGAAAUAAAAAAUGAAAAUGCAAAACUUCUGCAGCAGAUCGCAAGGAGUGAGGAGCAAAAUUGUGGCCCUAAAUUGGAGAUAGCUCAGUUAAAGGAGCACUUAGAGGGAUUUAUGAAGUCAGAUAUCACAAAGGAUGCAAAGAUGACACAUUCUAAUUUGUUCCUGAAUUGCUCACCUUGUGAAGAAGAGAGCCCGAAUGCCCCAGAUAAGAAAAGGACUCAGCCGGCCUUCAAAAUUCACUAUCUUCUGGCUCUGAUGGCAAGACUUCUCACAUGCCAGGACAUCAGCAGUCCUGAUGCUGAACAUUUUAAAGAGAGUGAGAAAGUUAGUGAUGCAGUUUUGCAAAAAUUGAAGACUUUUCAUCUUAAAAAGAAAAAUUUAGAUGAAGAGCUACGGAAACAUAAAGACAGAAUCGCAACUUUCAGAGAGUUAAUUGCUAAUGAAAAAGCAUUUCAAGAUCAGGUUGUUGACGUUACAGACUUUGAUUCAAAUGAAGCCAAGAACGUCAGAGAUGUACCUACCUUGUUGGGAGCCAAACUGGAUAAGUACCACAGUCUAAAUGAAGAGCUUAAUAUCUUGAUUGCAAAAUUGGGAAAUCUUCUAGAGUCAAAAGAAGACCAUUGCACCAGGCUCAUUGAAGAAAAUGACAAGUAUCAAAGACAUUUAGGCAAUUUAAUAAAUAAGGUUACAUCAUAUGAAGAAAUUAUUGAGUGUGCUGACCAAAGGCUCAAGAUAUCUCACUCCCAGAUUGCACAUUUAGAAGAGAGAAAUAAGCACUUGGAAGGUUUAAUUAGGAAGCCCAGAGAUAGAACCAGAAAACCAAGACCAAGAAGAUUAGAAAAUCAUCUAAAAUCCAUGACUGAGAUGCCAGAUAUUUUAGAAGGAAGUGGAGAUGAUUUUAAUUAAACAGGAGUGAAGAUUAAACAGUAAUCAUUUUUGUCAACCACUCCAGGAGCAGAGUCACUACUAAGCAUAGUACCCAGGUCAAUCCACACAAAUAAUACAUUAAAAUUAUAUAAAUGGUGAAAUUUUACAUUCCAAAAAAUGUGAUUAUUUUCUUUCUAAUUUCGUCCUGUAAACAAUCAAACAUAUUCUACUUUAAUAAAAACAGAUGAAUACAGUG